GCGGCGGGGCCGGGCGGAAGUGGGAUCGGCGGGGUCGAGAUGACUGUGCACAACCUGUACAUCUUCGCCCGCGACGGUACCUGCCUCCACUACAGCGAGUGGCACCGGCGCAAGCAGGCCGGGAUCCCCAAGGAGGAGGAGUUCAAGCUGAUGUUCGGGAUGCUCUUCUCGCUGCGCUCCUUCGUCGCCAAGAUGAGCCCCACGGACAUGCGCGACGGCUUCCUGUGCUUCCACACGAGCAAGUACCGGCUGCACUACUACGAGACGGCGACGGGGCUGCGCCUGGCGCUGAGCACCGACCUCGGCGUCGCCUCCCGCCCGCGACGCCCUGCACCACACAUCUACAGCAACCUCUUCGUGGAGCUGGUGGUGAAGAACCCGCUGUGCGGCCCCCGGGCGCCGGUGCAGAGCGAGCUCUUCCGCGGCCGCCUCGACGCCUUCGUCCGCUCGCUGCCCUUCUUCUCCGCCCGCGCAGGGUGACCCCCCCCCCCCCCCAAAACCCCCCGGGGGGGGGGGGGGGGUCGGGGACCCCCACCCACCCACCCACCGCCACCCCUGGGUGCUGGGACCCCCCCCGCAGCCCCCCCCUGCCUCCCUGGGCGCCGGUGCAGAGCGAGCUCUUCCGCGGCCGCCUCGACGCCUUCGUCCGCUCGCUGCCCUUCUUCUCCGCCCGCGCAGGGUGACCCCCCCCCCCCCCAAAACCCCCGGGGGGGGGGGGUGGGGGGUCGGGACCCCCCACCCACCACCCACCGCCACCCCUGGGUGCUGGGACCCCCCCGCAGCCCCCCCCCUGCCUCCCUGGGCGCCGGUGCAGAGCGAGCUCUUCCGCGGGCCGCCUCGACGCCUUCGUCCGCUCGCUGCCCUUCUUCUCCGCCCGCGCCGGGUGAGACCCCCCCCCCCUCCCCCCCACCCCGGGGGGGGGG
Messenger RNA from Rhea pennata, 923 nucleotides. It is a transcript of the gene TRAPPC1, whose product is annotated as trafficking protein particle complex subunit 1. Gene Ontology annotation, cellular component: TRAPP complex. NCBI's taxonomy places the organism in Eukaryota, Metazoa, Chordata, Aves, Rheiformes, Rheidae. Gene Ontology annotation, biological process: endoplasmic reticulum to Golgi vesicle-mediated transport. The record is from RefSeq and is a predicted model, not a curated record.